Molecule: messenger RNA, 1833 nt
Organism: Lucilia sericata (common green bottle fly)
Lineage: Eukaryota; Metazoa; Arthropoda; Insecta; Diptera; Calliphoridae
Product: protein FAM76A
Exons: 6
Coding region: 172-1722 (516 amino acids)
Source: RefSeq, a predicted model, not a curated record
UUAUUUUUACAAUUUUUUUGACAAGAGAGAUUUGCGUCCUUUUUUGCAAAAAAAUAUAAAAAAGAUUUAACUAAAAUUUUAACAGAGUAAAAAGUUCACAAAAAAAACUAAUUUGUAAAUACCGUUUACACAAAAACAAAUCAAAAAGAUAUACAUAUAAAAUAGAAAAAUAUGAGUGGAAAAGUAUUAUUUGCGUGCUCAAAGUGUUUCUCGAGGCAUCCAUUUGAGGAAUUAUCGUCGGGAACUCAACUUUGCAAGAAUUGUCGUGGUUCCACCUCCGUGGUUAAAUGUUCUUAUUGUCGUUCAGAAUUUCAACCAAAUUCGAAAUCUCAGAAUAUUUGCAAAAAAUGUGAACAUAAUCUGAGUAAAUACGGUAAACCCAGUGCCUGUGAGUGUUGUAAAAUUGUUGCUGCUUUUGGUAACUCCAAGUGCAUGAGAUGUGCAAGCUACGAGGCCAGAUAUGGACCACCAGUACAGUGUGACGAAUGCAAACUAAGAUCAGCUUUCGAUCGACGUGAUGAAAAUAAAAAGGUUAAUGGAAAAUUGCUGUGUUGGCUUUGUACCUGUGCAUAUAAGCGGGCUUAUUUAAAAGCCCAACAGGAGGGUCGAAUAUCAUCCAAAAAAAGGCCUCAUGAAAAAUCACAUCGCGAUAGUUCUACUGCUUCGGCUAAAAAACCCUCCCGUAGUGAUAUUAGCAAAACAAAUAGUAGCAAUACAAGUGUUGCUGUAUCGGCUGUAAGUGCAGCUGGCCUCGAUAUGCCAGAAAAAAUAUCACGUACUGGUUCAUCAGGCAGUGGUAACGGCAGUAUAGGUUUAGGAUCAAUUGCUGCACCAGCUGUGGUGAGUAUUGAUCCAAAUUCCGCCGAUCACGUUGUGGCAAUGACAACUUUAAAGGAGCGUAUUGCUAGUCUGGAGAAGCGUUUGGCACAAAAGGACAAAGAGUUGUUGGAAAAGGAUAAAUUGCUUACCGAACUCAAGGGUAAAAACUUUGAAAAAGAGAAUGAGAUGCGUAACAAAUUAAGGGAUAUCGAUAGAUUAAAUGAAAUGAAAGUGGAUAAUUUAAACAGAAAAGUUGCAUCUCUACUUAAGGAGGUGGCUACGCUAAAGAAGAGCAACAAAAAGAAUAAUGGAGGUGGAGCUAGUGCAGCUAUGGCUGCAAAUCGAGAAAAGGAAAGAGAAAAACGUGAACGUGAGAAUGUUUCGCCCAAAGAGGAAAUAACUGCUGCCAGCACAGCAACUGAAUCAUCGGAUAAAGAUGACGAAAAGGACGAUGCUAAGGAAGACAUUAAAAGCGAAGAUUCGCGUGAUUCCCGUAUCAGUACUAAAGAAGAGGCCAAACCUUCGAAAGUGGAGGAUGAAGUUAAAGAAGAAGAUGCCGAAGAAGAUGAAGAGAAAGAAAAGCGUGAGGAACGUGAGAAAAGCGUUAAGAGCGAAAAAAGCGACAAGAGUGAAAAGAGUGUUAAAAGUGAGAAAAGUGUCAAAAGCGAUAAAAGCGAAACCAACAAGGAAGAAGACGUUGAACGUUCAGGAAAUCGUUCUCGUUCGGGUUCAAGAUCAGUAUCACGUUCAGCAUCUAGAUCUAAAUCUCGUUCCCGUUCACAAUCGCGUUCUCGUUCGCGCUCUCGUUCACAUUCUCAAUCACGAUCUCGUUCAGGAUCUCGUUCACGUUCUGGUUCACGUUCACCAUCUCGUUCGCGCUCUAAUUCACCAGAUUCCAAUUAAACAACGACAGAGACUUUUCUUAUUUUAUUUCCUCAAUUUUAUUAAGUGUUUUUAGAACAGCUAAUACACAAUUUUAUUUUCUGAUUUUUCAAGUUUUUUUUUUUUUUUUUU